This is a messenger RNA of Ylistrum balloti, 1200 nucleotides long. RefSeq lists its product as uncharacterized. The record is from RefSeq and is a predicted model, not a curated record. The transcript has 2 exons. Bases 1 to 1200 code for a protein of 399 amino acids. NCBI's taxonomy places the organism in Eukaryota, Metazoa, Mollusca, Bivalvia, Pectinida, Pectinidae.
AUGCAGUCAUACGGAUGGAGAAACCACGUCAACAUGAUGUCACUGCUACAGGUCAUAGACAAACAAGACAAGGACCGCCGGAGAAGCCAUUGUAGCCUGUACAAGCCAUCUGGUCAGACACCCACCACGAGACGAAAACCUGUUGUUGGAGUGUGUACCGUUGAUGAAGCCCGCGCAUUGAGCGACAGAUGGAGCAAUGUGCGAAACAACGAGGGAGGCAAUCCGCAAUUUCAACGAUUACUUGGCAGUGACAAUAUUCUAUUUUCAGAGUUUGAUCACGAAUCCCGCGGUGGAAGGGAGUUUUCUCGGUCUAAUGACCAUCCAGUUCUCUAUAAUGACACAGACAUUCGUUUCCCGAGAAUUCCUUUGACACCUGUUAGCCGUUUCCAUAGAAAUACCAAACUGGCCGUUUCCGUUCCCUCGGACAGUAGUUUUGACACUGAGGGUCCGGGAGGACAGACCGUAACGAUCCCUAAGGCAGGGUUGGUUCGAUUACAAUACUGCCACCGCUCUCGAGAAGAAUCGGUCAGAAAUAUUGACAACAAAUCUAAAGUGAUCUCCAUUGUGAAUGAUAUACCAAGUGAAGACUCCAUUGACGUUGUGGUCGCUGCCAAUCAGCCGUCAGAUUACAACACCACCACUACAUUUCAUUGUAAGCCCUCUGUCAUCCGGAUAGACCAGUCGGGUGCAAUUCACGUGCAGGAUAGAAUGCAACUACCUCAAACUGAUCACGACCAGGAACCGGAAGUUGUCAUAACUUCAGAAACAACGCCGAAGAAGGAACAUUCCCCUGUAGUUAUACAAAGACAAUUUUCUGUAGAUUUUGACCAGGACACGGAGUGUUUGGAGGACGAUCCGGAUGUUGCACUCAUUCCAGUCCGUAAAAACACAAGUGGUCGCCGGAAACACAAACAACAGCAGAGCCAGGUAGCUAUGCAUCAGUACUCAGUGGACCAGAAUCUACACAGAAACGUGUACAUGCGUGCUCUUAGAGAUGCGCGCAACAAAUACUUCAAACACGUUCCAUUGGAUAAGACUGUUACGAAGCCGUUUGAAUUCUCCUAUUUUACACUACUUAGUAGAAACGAGGACGGGGAAGUAACAACAGAAAAGAGACUGAAGAAACCAUACGGGAUGAAAAGGAUAUUCGGGGAGAUCCGUAUGGACGAGUAUUACCCAGUGGUACAGACUAAGAAAUAG